Molecule: messenger RNA, 2025 nt
Organism: Candidula unifasciata
Lineage: Eukaryota; Metazoa; Mollusca; Gastropoda; Stylommatophora; Geomitridae
Source: the annotation of a GenBank genome assembly
AACAAGUGCCCAAUGGGGAAAGCAUGCUGCCAAAAUGGAGUUUCAACUAGCAAUGGAGACAACAAUCAUGACAUGCAGGAAUUCAAUGGCUGUGCCACCACACCUCCCUUGUAUGACUCCACCCAGGAGCCUAUCUUCCCUCCAGAGCUGAAGCUGUAUUCAGGUCAGCUAAAUCAAGAGAACUUACAGUUCAAGUCAGACAGAGUGACCUGGUUGUCUCCCUUCUCCCUGCCAGAGUUGUUGUCCAUGAGGAGAAAGUACCCAGGCUGUAAGCUGGUCAGUGGAAACACGGAGAUAGGCAUACAGAUUGGUUCGGCACUGUCACUGACCAAGGUUAAUGAUGUCUUGAAAACAGCCAUCCAUGACUUGCCAGAGGACAAGACCAGGGUGUUUGCUGCAGUUGUAGAGAUGUUGAAGUGGUUUGCCGGGCAUCAGAUCCGCAGUGUUGCUUGUCUUGCAGGAAAUAUAAUGACUGCAAGUCCUAUAUCAGAUCUGAACCCUCUCCUUCUAGCUUGUAAGGCUGUAUUACAUGUGGCAGACCCAGAUGGUAACAUCCGAGAGGUGGUGAUAGAUGAGCAUUUCUUUACUGGUUACAGACAAACUUGCCUUAACUGUGGGGACACUUUGGUUAGUGUCACCAUUCCCUUCACUAAAACACAUGAAUACUUCUUUGGCUACAAACAAGCCAACCGUAAAGAGGAUGAUAUUGCUAUAGUGAAUGCUGGCAUGCGAGUGGAUCUGGGGGACACAGGGAGUCAUGUUGAAGACAUUAGUUUGGCAUUUGGGGGCAUGUCCGUUACAACUGUGCUGGCAACCAACACCAUGAAGGCUCUCACUGGAAGACCAUGGAAUGAUGACUUGCUGGAGACCGCCUGCUCCCAGGACAUGCUGCCUGCAGACCUGCCCCUGACUCCUGGCUCACCUGGAGGGAUGGUUGCUUAUCGGAGGACUCUGACACUUAGCUUCUUCUACAGGUUCUACUGCGCUGUCUCCCAGAGAGUCCAGCAGCUGGCAAAUCCAGAUGCAGUGUCAGACAUACCUCUUGGUCUCAGCUGUGGAAGUCAGGUGUACCACCCGCCCACAGCCAGCCAGGCAUCACACAGCCCAGUAGGACGCCCCAUAGUUCACAAGUCUGCCUUCAAACAAACCACAGGAGAGGCGACUUAUGUCGAUGAUAUCCCUGUUACAGAGGGAGAGCUGUUUGCUGGAUUCGUGAUGAGCCCUACAGCCCAUGCCAACAUUCUACACAUUGAUCCCUCUGAAGCAGUUACUGUACCGGGAGUUGUAGAUUUCAUCACAUACCAGGAUGUACCAGGAGACAAUAACUGGGAGGGAGAGCAUGAAUCUGUCUUUGCUCGCAACACAGUGCAGCAUGAGGGACAGAUACUUGGUGUGGUCUUGGCUGACAGUCUGGCUGUAGCCCAGAGAGCUGCAAGCCUGGUCAGGGUCCAGUUCAAGGAUCUCCAGCCAGUGGUUACCAUACAGGAUGCUAUAUGCCAGAACUCCUACCACGACCAUCCAGCCCAUGUGAUUCAGUGUGGAGAUGUCUCACGAGGAUUCUCACAGGCUGACCACAUCCUGCAGGGAGAGUUUCACCUGGAGGCACAGGAGCACUUCUACCUAGAGCCUCACGCUUGUAUUGUCUACCCCCAGGACACUGGGGAGUAUCAUGUUGUCUGUAUGACCCAGGGUCUGGACUCAAUACAGAUGCAAGUUGCCAAAGUUUUAGGAAUUUCAGCCAGUCAAGUGAAUGUCAGUGUCCGGAGAAUCGGCGGAGGCUUUGGAGGUAAGGAGACUCGGCAUGCCAACGUGGUGUUGCCAGUGGCAGUUGCAGCAUAUAAAACUCAAAGACCUGUCCGUGCAGUUCUGGACCGCUGUGAGGACAUGAGGCUGACUGGAACACGACAUCCUGCCCUGGCCAAGUAUAAGGGGGCUGCCAUCAUCAAUGUCUACAAAGAUGGGUCUGUACUUCUGCACCUGGGCGGUGUGGAGAUGGGUCAAGGGUUGCACACAAAGAUGAUCCAG